GUUAGGCUAUGUGUUUUCCAGGACACACCUCAAACUGUGCGAUUGAAGGAGUUAGUGAUGUCUGUGACUGAAUAUCUUCCUCCAAAAGAGUUCCACAGACAUGGUGAGGAUUCCUGAAGCUGUCAGGAGGCUCAUGGAGACAUUUGUGUUAAUUUGUCAUCCAUCUGUAUGCAUACACAGUGUGUGUGUGUGUGUGUGUGUGUGUGUGUAGGCUGUAGGCGGCUCUUCUCAAGAAGUCCCGGUCUGACGGACAAGUUGAGGCGGUAUGAAGGUGUGGCAGCAGUCAUGAGGCGGAGUCCUGUCUGUGCCAUUCAACUAUCACGGGGGGAAAGUUUAUGCAACUUUUCCUGAUAUCCAUCUUCAUUCCGCGAGCUCUUUCGAUUAAUACUUGUGAGCAUAUGAUAGUGUUGUAGGAGAAGGGAGAUCUGAGUCAGUGCGGCUGACCGAGCCGAGAACAAAUCUCGAGGCAGCAGUAGCGGCAGCAGGUUGGAUUUCUGUGUCCUUGGGGUGCUGAAUCGGCUUUGCUGGAUCCCGAUCCUUCACUUCAUGCACAUGUUGCUCAUGAGUUCUGGAGGACCCUAACGACCUGCAUGGAGAACGCCUAAUAACUGCUGGGAGAAGAGGCUGUGCUUCACUGCAGCUCUGAUCUUUUCUUAAACACUUUUCCUCAUUUCCUGCCUUUUACUUCUUUUUCAAUUUUUUGCAGCACUUCCUUUUCCUACCCUUCCCCAUCACUUCUAAUACAGAAGAAUGCGCAGAUUCAGCUCUGAGGGAUCCCUCCUGGAUCUUGACUUCCUCCCAUGGAAGAAGGUGGAACUGAAAAACCCAGAUUAUGAGAAGAACCAGGGUUGUGGCACCUACACACCUCACAUAGCAGAAGAUAAGCUGGGUGGGAUCUUAGCUGUCCCGACUCCCACUAUCCAGGAGCCCAGAGCGAGUCCUGGCGAGGUGGGGAAGAAGCAGCUGGCCAAGGAGCACAGCGUCAGCGCAGAGAACCUGAGUGAGCUGGGCAAACUGGAAAAGAGCCACCUUGGAGUGUGUCUCAUCAAUGAAGGAUGCAGGGCCUACAGUGACGGCCAGCUGGCCCCGGCCGCCCAGGGCAGCAUGGAGAACGUAGCGAGAGACGACCAGACCCCUCGCUCUCCAUCAUCAUCCUCCUCCCACCACUUCCUCUUCAAAUCCCAGCACACCCACCAAAAACCAAGACUGUCAUCGGCUAAACUGCACCUCAAGAGUCUGUUUGGGCAGAGUCCUCAUUCCUCAAACUCCAACCUGCUCAACACAGAACCCAACAACAGUGCUACACACAGGAGGUCUCGCCUGCUCUUCAUGCGUCAGUGGAGUCAGGUGGGCCACAGUAAGAAGAGGAAGAUCAGUCGAGAAGAUCUGGAAAAGUGGGCUGAGUCCCUGAACGCCCUGCUGGCCAGCCAAACUGGUGUUUCUGUGUUUGGAGCAUUCUUGCGCUCUGAGUUCAGCGAGGAGAAUCUUCAGUUCUAUCUGGCCUGCGAGCAGUACAGACACUCGUCCAACAACUUCAGCCUGCAGAGGAGGGCCAAGGACAUCUGUGCCACCUAUAUCCAACCAGGUGCCCCCCGCGAGGUGAACCUGGACAGCAAGACCAGGGACCUGACGGUCCAGCUCCUGCAGGCCCCGUCUCACACCUCUCUGUCCCAUGCACAGAAACGCAUCUACUCGCUCCUGGACACAGACUGUUAUCCCCGCUUCCUCCAGUCCAGCGUCUACCUCUCCUUACUCCAGGAUGCUGACUAGAAGCAUGUGUUGCUGCUGCACCUGGACUCUGGAGGAGCAACAGUGGCUCGAUGCUUUCCAGGACUUCCUAAACAUUGUAGACCACAGAGCUAAAAAGAUAAAGCUACUGUGAAUGAAAUUUGUGUAAAAAUAUAUGUAUGGAGCAAACGUUGAUGUCCAUUGACAGUCUGUGUGUAGGAAUGUAAAUCACUUAUAUUAAGAGUUAAACCUUUGGGAAAUACACUUUGCGUUCUUUCAGUGAGUUGUUCAGAUUAGUUUCAAUAUCUGUCAUGUUAUCUCAUGUUAUCCCUGCUUCCAGUCUUUAUGCUAAGCUAAGCACAUCCCAACUCCAGCUCUGUACUUACCAAACAGUCAUGACACUGAUAUUGAUCCUUUCAUCCAACCUUUGAAAAGGCAAAUAAGGUAAUUUCCCAAAAUGUUAAAUUAUUCCUGUAUGUGCCUUCCCGAUGGCUUUGCGCUGCAGCAGUAGCUACAGCUGGCCCAGCCGAGGCAGUUUUCUUUCCAUCACUUUACAUGGUACGUGAAACUAUGUGGCUCUUGUUUUAAUCAUUAAACAUCGUCCCUGUAAGCAGCUAAUGUCCCAUGGUCCAAUAAGCUCAGACAGAGUUUCCUCUGCUGACAGAAAGGAAAAACAGGUUCAGCAAGAAUGAGCUCUUUAAAAAGGUCAAAGUACUGUGUGAGGUAGAAGGUGGCAAACGGGUAAAAUGACAUUCUGCCAUAAUACUCUUCACACAAAGACAAACUGUAUGCAGACAAUAGCCUCAGCAAACACUUAGUAAUUGAAAUAGGUUGUUCGUAAUGAGUAUACGGAGUAGCAUUUCCUUGAAUGUUGGCCCUUUUAAAAAAUAAAAACACCCUCAGAUACAGUAAUGAAUGUGUGUUCGGUUUGACAGUUGAGAAAUACAAUGCUGUUUUUCUAUCUGAUGCGUCUGUUGGUUCUUCAGUGGUCAUGCAGAGAUGGAGAUCAGCAUCAGCAGUAACUUUAGAGCUACGUGUGUGUGUGUGUGUGUGUGUGUGUGGACAACACGUGGCUGUGUUGUCUGUUGUCGUUUCCUGGCUUGAACCAGUCCACUCAUCUAAACUGACCAUGUUUAGCUCUUAUUGAAUGGAUAGUUUGUGCUGGUGUGGUUGAUCAUUCCUUUGUAUUUUGUCAGACAAAUGUAUUCUGCACUAUCCUCAAUACAUUGAGAUGUGGUGGGUUGCAGUAACUGAUUUUAAAGUAUAUAAAAGUUACAUUUCCUUCA
Molecule: messenger RNA, 3014 nt
Organism: Micropterus dolomieu (smallmouth bass)
Lineage: Eukaryota; Metazoa; Chordata; Actinopteri; Centrarchiformes; Centrarchidae
Product: regulator of G-protein signaling 8
Exons: 6
Coding region: 751-1770 (339 amino acids)
Source: RefSeq, a predicted model, not a curated record